GUUCAAUUUAAGACUGUUUCUUACCUGAUCUUCUCGCAAAAAUUAACAUGGGACGUGUUAGCAGGAUUCAAUUAAGUUGUACAUGACUGUAGAAAUCGGCACAGUCAAACAGCACUCCAUCGAAAAAAGCAAAAGUGGAGAAACCUGACUAUGAAUUCCGGUGGGAGUUUGAAGGUGACAAGCGAACAUGGACACAGUACGGAACCAAACUAAACACUUCUUUGGUUGAAGCACUCAAUGCAGGAAAAACUCAGGUUGAUUUCAAGCUUGAUAAUGGGCAUGAGAUGUUGGUGAACUUAGAGAAAGGUGUGCAGAAAAAUAAGAAGACUGGCUGGGAGCGUCCAGUGCGCAUAGCUAUCAAGGAGGCUGAUAGCAAUGACUACCAAGUGUGGGAGUGGGAGGAUGAGAAGGGGAACCAGAACCCGUACAAUCCAGCCUGCACCCUUCUGCUGGAGACUGGGAAACAGGACGGCUCUGGCAGUGUUGACAUUACAGCGUAUGGCAGGAAGUACCGCGUUGACAUCAACAAGAUGGAGCAGACCAACAUUGACACUGAUGUCUGUAGAAAUAUCUCCCGCUCAAAGUCAAAAGCAGUGAAGGCCGACCCCGGUGCACCAGAGCCAGUUGCUUCCAGUUCCAGUGCUGAGCCGGCCCCAAAGGCAGGAAGGUCAGGAGGCAGGGCCAAGUCUGGCAAGGUGAAAGUGGAACCGGAAGAAGAGGAGGAGGAGAUUAAACCCAAAGCAAAAUCUGGGGGAAAGGGAAAAUCAGGGGCUAAAGAAAGACCAGCAGUGAAGACGAUGGUGAUGUCUGGUAAGGCGCCUGUUGAUGCUGAAUGUCCACUGCUGGGAAAGGCUCAUGUUUACUACGAAGGCAAAGACAUCUAUGACUGCAUGCUUAACCAGACAAACGUGGCCAACAACAACAACAAGUAUUUCCUGAUCCAGUUGUUGGAGGAUGAUAAGGGCAAGACUUACUACACAUGGCUACGCUGGGGUCGAGUUGGCUACUCUGGACAAAACAACCUUAUCCGCUGUGGACCCAGCCUUGAGGCUGCAAAGAAACAAUUCCUUAAAAAGUUUCAAGAUAAGACAAAGAAUGACUGGGCGAAUCGUAGCAAGUUUGUGAAGGUCCCUGGGAAGUAUGACCUACUACAAAUGGACUACAGUUCUAAGGGCAUGGAUGAAACAGAUGCUCCAGAACUAAAGAAGAAAAACAGCAUUACCAAGUACCCUGACUCAAAACUGGACAAAAGACUUCAGUCGGUGAUAGACCUGAUCUGUGAUGUAAAGAAUAUGGAGGAGGCUGUCAUGGAGAUGCAGUAUGAUGCCAAGAAGGCCCCCCUGGGCAAACUCACCAAGGACCAGAUUAAGGCUGGAUAUGCUGCACUCAAGAAAAUAGAUGCCUGUGUUGAUGCCAAAGACUUUGGUUCAAAACUGACUCAAGCUUGUGAUGAGUUUUAUACACGCAUUCCUCAUGACUUUGGAAUGCGGCCUCCUACAAAGAUAUCGACCAAGCAGGAGGUGAAAAAUAAGAUAGCUUUAUUGGAGGCACUGGAUGACAUAGAAAUAGCCAUCAAAAUGCUGAAGGAAGGUGACAUGUCAGAGAACCCUGUAGAUCGCCACUACCACGCCCUCAAAUGUGACAUGAGCCCUGUUGAGAAAACUACUGAGGAAUUUAAGAUGGUUGAGACAUACCUGAAGAACACUCAUGCCUCAACCCACAACCAGUACAAGAUGAAGGUCAUUGACUUGUUUGACCUUGCUAAACAUGGGGAGGCUGAACAGUUUACUGACGUCGGUAACAGAAUGUUGCUGUGGCAUGGAUCUAGGCUUACCAACUGGGUGGGGAUUAUCAGCCAGGGUCUGCGCAUUGCCCCACCAGAGGCCCCUGUUACUGGCUACAUGUUUGGGAAAGGAGUAUAUUUUGCAGACAUGUCCAGUAAGAGUGCAAACUAUUGCUUUGCUACACGGACCAAGAAUGUUGGAUUUCUCCUUCUUUGUGAUGUAGCCCUAGGGACCACCAAUGACCUGUUGGCAGCAGAUUACAGUGCCCACAAGCUGCCCUCAGGCAAACACAGUGUGAAGGGAGCAGGCAGUAUAGGCCCUGACCCUGCACACACAACCACCACAUCUGAUGGAGUUCUCGUCCCAUUUGGAAAGCCGAAGAACACCGGUGUGAAAAACCCUAGUGGCUACACUCUGAACUAUAAUGAGUUCAUUGUGUAUGAUACUAAACAAAUUAAGAUGAAAUACCUACUCAAGGUCGAGUUUGACUUCAAAUAACAUUGGUUUUACUGUAAAUUAAGGGACUUUUUAUUGUUUGGUGUGUGAUAUUAGCUCAGAAUUGUGGAUGUAGAUAUGAAUCUAGCAUUUACGGUAUUACGCAAUAUGAGGGUUGAGAACCUUGCCUUUUUGGUGAUGUUCUUGCAGAAGUGGGAAAUCCUUGUGAACUUUUUACCUGUGCUGAGAAGAGCAUAGGUUUGGUAUUUAAAUUUUUAUUCAUAGUUUUAUGUUAGAUUGUCUUGAGUGAAAUUAUUGAAGUGCAAUGUUCUAAGCUUAAACCUUUUAGUACUACAGAAAUCCAAAUAUUAAGUGUAUACAUUUACAUUCAUCGAGUUAUCAAGAUAUUAAUUUUGUUGAACAAGUCUAAAUACUAUAAGUUCAUAUAUAAUAAUGAGAAGUUAUAACCUGCAAGCCCGAAUACCUAAACAAAUGACAAAAACCUUCUUUUAAGCCGGCCUACUUGCUUGUGCUUACUUUUCACUGUACAUUGUUCUGAAUGUAACCUUUCACAACCUCUCCAGCCGUUCUUAGGUUUUCCUAUUUUUUUAAUGUGCUCCUAGCUUUUCCUAAUUUUCUGAAAUGCUCCUAGUUUUCCUAGUGUUUUGCUUGCAGAAUUAUGUCUGAAAGUUUCAAUUUUGUGUUUUCAUUGUGUUUUGAAGAGAUGUUAAGCUGACUUGCCUAUGCUACUGGCUGUAGUGGUUUCAUGUCACUGAUACAUAGUUUGGCCUUCACCCUUGGUGAUUUGAGGUUGGACUAUCCUGAAGUGAAGACAAACAAAAGCGAAUUUACAGUCAGAUGAACACUUAUAUGUAAGGUAAUUGGACAGUAAAGCAAUAGUAAGGUAAUACUUCAUCUGAUUAUGCCUCCUAGAUUUUGUCUCAGUAUUCUUAGUUUUUUUUCUCAUUGUAUGUUUGAAAAAUUCCUAGUUUUCUCCUAGUUUUUUUCAGAUGUAUAUACUAUAGCUGGAGAGCCUGCUUUCACCUAUAUUUUAAAAUAAUACCUUGAAUUUUUGUAUAUUAAUUUUCUCUGACAGCUGAAUAAAUAACGUCUUACUUUGCUUAUUAUUUUAAUGUUAUUGCCAAGCAAAUGAGUUCGAGGACCAAUUACAAAUCAUAUCACAUAAUGUAUUUUGUCACAUGCAUGUAGAGUUUGUUAUAAUUCUUAAGAACACACACACACACACACACAUACUAUUUCGAACAAUGGAUAAUUAGUAUUUAAGUUGGUAGUAUUUUUUAAAAACUUUUUUGUCUUUUAAAUUUGUUAGGUAUGAAGUUUUUGCAUUAGCAUUGUUUAUGUAUUUGUUCGCUUCAUUGAAUGGUGUAUAACUGUUAUUGUGGUGUGAUAAAUGAAGCAUUAGAUUAUAGUUCUUUUGAAAUCAAUGUAGUACACACUUGGCUUUUUGUAACAGUUUCUGUUACUUAAUACCUAGUUUCGUAGUACAAUCAUUUGUUAUGUCUCUGACUUGAUGAUG
Molecule: messenger RNA, 3756 nt
Organism: Mya arenaria
Lineage: Eukaryota; Metazoa; Mollusca; Bivalvia; Myida; Myidae
Product: poly [ADP-ribose] polymerase 2-like
Exons: 17
Coding region: 285-2282 (665 amino acids)
Molecular function (GO): zinc ion binding; NAD+ poly-ADP-ribosyltransferase activity
Source: RefSeq, a predicted model, not a curated record